Telopea speciosissima is the source of this 1048-nucleotide messenger RNA. RefSeq lists its product as uncharacterized. The coding region runs from base 43 to 768 and encodes 241 amino acids. Lineage: Eukaryota; Viridiplantae; Streptophyta; Magnoliopsida; Proteales; Proteaceae. Gene Ontology annotation, cellular component: mitochondrial matrix. The transcript has 3 exons. The record is from RefSeq and is a predicted model, not a curated record.
UUGGUUUACAAUCUCUCUCAGAAGUCCAAUAGAGUACGCAAAAUGGUCCGUUUGAUCCAACUGGCGGGUAGAGCAUUUCGAUUUUCUUCUUCACCCAAAACCUUGAUUUCACUGUUUCGAAGAUCUCAUCUGCAAAUGGAGCAACAACCCUUGGGCAACUCUGUCGUACAAGCUCGAAACUACAUAACAGAGAUGCGCAAAUCGGCCUUCGAAGGAAAUAUACUGAGAAUUCUCCGCACCGAAAUCCAAUACGAAUCUGAAUACGCCCCUCCCAAACAGCCUGUAACGGAAUUUAAUUCGUUUACGGUGGAAGAUCGGCCCGGGGAGCAAUGGAUUAGACUGAGAGGGAAGUAUGGUGACAAAGAAGAUAUUAAAAUUGAGGUUACGAUGUUUGACGGAAGUGUAUCUGUUCCUAAAGCUACUGAGGAUGGUCAGGGAGAGGAUGCACAGCUCCAUAUCAGUUUGAUUGUUGAUGUCUCGAAGGGAGAGGGUUGUGAUGUUUUGGAGUUCGUGUGCUCGGCAUGGCCGGAUUCCAUGGAGAUUCAGAAAAUUUUCAUGCUUAGGCGAGGUGGAAUGCCGGCAAGGCCUUAUGCUGGACCUGAUUUUAAGGAUUUGGACGAUGAGCUACAGAAUGCAUAUCAGGAAUUCCUUGAGGAGAGGGGGGUAAAUGAUGAGCUUGCUGUUUUCUUGCACGAGUAUAUGGUUAACAAAGAUAAAACUGAGUUUAUGCGAUGGCUGGGAAACGUCAAAUCUUAUAUUGAGAAAUAGUGAGACUUGAUGAUGGCUGGGAAUGUCAAAUCUGUUAUUGAGAAACAGUGAGAUUUGUUUAUCAAUGCACCUCUUCUAUCCUCUUUUUGCUCCCUUGCCCUUCCAUUUUUGAAAUUAUUAUCCUUUGAAGGAAGUUAACUGUUAUGCUUUGUGUGCAAAUCUUACUCUAUGUAUCAGAUAAUUUUGGGUCUAUGCAUGUAGGCAAAUGCACACUUUGGAUGAUAUAUAUAGAAUGAAUUAACUAUUAAAUGACAACAAGACUCCAAUCUGGUUUUAAGCA